AUGGACACUUUCUCAUAUCGACUUCGUUUCGGAAACUCCACUUUUGCCGGUUCCUACUACAACGUAUUCGCGCCAACAUUCAAUGCCAACUACGACUGCCAAUCGGAAGAGCCUCUGCAGUGUUCCUCCAGUUCCGGUUUCUCUCAGAGUUCCGCGUUCGCCGUGUUCAACAUGAAGUACAUGCUUAAGCUGUCCACUCGCAUUCCGUCAGUGUUCUGUUACCCGAACAUCCGGAUGUUCGACAUGGAUACGAGUUUGGUGAAGCAGUAUCAGGUGUCCGGAGAUCUUCCGAUUGACGCACUCGAUUUGCAUCUCACCGAAGUCGGUUGCAUCGAAUACGAGCCUUCUGGAGUCACUGUCUCAGUCGGAGACACCUCUAUAAACGUUCCUCAAACUACGGUCUCCAUCCCGCGCAACUCAAACACUUCCGCACUGGCCAGUGAGUUUCUGAACUCCCUUGAAACCCGAAAUUUCUUCAAUAAUUUCAGCGUGCAACUGCCCGCUGCCCCCGCCCGUCAUGACUCAAUCCGCCUUCAAUUAUCGGUUUGCGUGGCAGUUUCCCAAGACCAAUUACGACUUCGGAACCCCUGAAUUCGUGUACACAGAGGGUUGUCAGUCAGUUUCCAUGGUCUGCAAUUUCCCGGUCUCCUCUAUUCUUUUGCAAGAGAAGCAGUCGCAACGGUCUUUGAUGUUUUUCAAUGAGGACUAUGUGAGGUGGACUGAGCUAUUUUGUCUCAUGUAUAUAUUUGCAGUUGAUUUCGGGCAAUGACAUCCGCGACGUGGCUACUCGAUUCAAUUUGCACUGUGAUUCGGCGUCCGAGGAAUGGAAGUUUGACGGAGAAUCGGAGAAUAAAUUCAAAAGCCUUCUUGGAGUAGAUUCCAUUCAGCUAACGGAAUUAGGAUGUGCCACGAUCACGGAAGAUUAG
This is a messenger RNA of Caenorhabditis sp. 36 PRJEB53466, 926 nucleotides long. The record is from the annotation of a GenBank genome assembly. Lineage: Eukaryota; Metazoa; Nematoda; Chromadorea; Rhabditida; Rhabditidae.